AUGACACGGAGACGACAAUGUUUUGCUGCAUCUCCGUCGUGCUUUUUUGCUACGACUAACGCUUUGUUUUGCUACAUCCAUGAACGGCGCAUCGAUGUGCUGCAGGCACGGGAGCUCUUUUUUUGUGAACGAGUGAAAAUGGAAGGGAACACUAGAGGAGGCGGGCAUUCUGAAGCGUUAAAGAACUACAAUGUGGGCAGAACAUUAGGUAUCGGCACAUUUGGAAAAGUGAGGAUUGCAGAGCAUAAGCAUACAGGGCACAAAGUUGCUAUAAAGAUUCUGAACCGUCGUCAAAUGAGAACUAUGGAAAUGGAAGAGAAAGCGAAGAGAGAGAUCAAGAUAUUGAGGUUGUUCAUUCACCCUCAUAUCAUCCGGCUUUAUGAGGUCAUUUACACACCUACAGAUAUAUUUGUUGUGAUGGAAUAUUGCAAGUAUGGUGAGCUAUUCGACUGCAUUGUUGAGAAAGGGCGGUUACAGGAAGAUGAGGCUCGUCGAAUCUUCCAGCAGAUUAUAUCUGGUGUUGAAUACUGCCACAGAAACAUGGUUGCUCAUCGUGAUCUAAAGCCAGAAAACCUGUUACUUGAUUCCAAAUAUAAUGUGAAACUUGCCGACUUUGGGUUAAGUAAUGUCAUGCAUGAUGGCCAUUUUCUGAAGACUAGCUGCGGGAGUCCAAACUAUGCUGCACCAGAGGUUAUCUCAGGUAAAUUAUACGCUGGACCUGAGGUUGAUGUUUGGAGCUGUGGGGUGAUACUUUAUGCUCUUCUUUGUGGCACUCUUCCAUUUGAUGAUGACAAUAUUCCCAAACUGUUCAAAAAGAUAAAGGGAGGCAUCUAUAUCCUUCCAAGUCAUUUAUCUGCUCUUGCAAGGGAUUUGAUCCCAAGAAUGCUUGUUGUUGAUCCUAUGAAGAGAAUCACAAUUCGUGAAAUUCGAGAACACCCAUGGUUUCAGAAUCGCCUUCCUCGCUACCUGGCAGUGCCUCCACCAGACACAGCGCAGCAAGCCAAAAUGAUUGAUGAAGAUACACUUAAAGAGAUUGUCAACCUGGGAUAUGAUAAAGACCAUGUGUGUGAAUCAUUGUGCAAUAGGCUGCAAAAUGAGGCAACUGUUGCAUAUUACUUACUCUUGGACAAUCGGUUCCGGGCCACUAGUGGCUAUUUGGGGGCUGACUAUCUACAAUCAAUGGGUAGGAGUUUUAAUCAGUUUACUUCAUCGGAAUCAGCAAGCCCAAGUACCAGGCAGUAUCUUCCAGCAAGCAAUGAUUCUCAAGGCAGUGGCUUGCGGCCAUAUUAUCCCGUUGAAAGAAAAUGGGCUCUUGGGCUCCAGUCUCGAGCUCAACCUCGUGAGAUAAUGAUCGAGGUUCUAAAGGCACUUCAAGAAUUAAAUGUCUGCUGGAAGAAGAAUGGACACUACAACAUGAAAUGCAGGUGGUGCCCUGGGUUCCCUCAGGUCAGUGAUAUGUUAGAUGCCAACCACAGCUUUGUUGAUGACUCUACCAUCAUGGAUAACGGCGAUGCUAAUGGGAGGCUACCUGCCGUGAUCAAGUUUGAAAUCCAGCUUUACAAGACCAAGGAUGACAAGUACCUGCUAGAUAUGCAGAGAGUUACUGGACCUCAGCUCCUCUUCCUGGAUUUUUGCGCGGCCUUCCUUACCAACCUUAGGGUUCUAUAG
Triticum turgidum subsp. durum (durum wheat) is the source of this 1668-nucleotide messenger RNA. The record is from the annotation of a GenBank genome assembly. NCBI's taxonomy places the organism in Eukaryota, Viridiplantae, Streptophyta, Magnoliopsida, Poales, Poaceae.